Messenger RNA from Fimicolochytrium jonesii, 512 nucleotides. RefSeq lists its product as uncharacterized. The record is from RefSeq and is a predicted model, not a curated record. Gene Ontology annotation, cellular component: Golgi apparatus. The coding region runs from base 132 to 437 and encodes 101 amino acids. NCBI's taxonomy places the organism in Eukaryota, Fungi, Chytridiomycota, Chytridiomycetes, Spizellomycetales, Powellomycetaceae. The transcript has 3 exons.
CAACGGUGCACCAGCGGGAGCAGCCGCCGCACACUCCUUACCUUCCGCGCAGAAACACACCCGCACCCACUUACCCAGCCACUCUUGGAACACCUCCCACACUUGGAACACAUACCCCGCCUUCCACCAACAUGGGUCUAUGCAGCGGCUGCAGGAAGGUCACAAACCUAUUCUGCUUCAACCACCGCAAGAAUGUCUGCGAUAGGUGUAUGCUUACAGAUCACCCAUCGUGCAUUGUCCGCCCCUACCUGGCCUGGCUCGAAAACUCCGACUAUUCCCCCAACUGCGGGAUAUGCAGUAAUCGAUUAGAAGGACAGCAGUGUCUGCGAUUAUGUUGUUUGCAUGUGUUUCAUGUGGGGUGUUUGAAGGGGUGGAUAUCGGCUGGGAACGGGGAUGGAGGUGGGGGGUGUCCGGAAUGUAUGGUGAGUUUGGAAUGACGAGAGGCCGAGCGGAGCGAGUGGGACAGAUGGGAUGCUUGAGGCUGGCGAGCCCUAGGCGAACGUAUUCGCGAU